AUGGAAAAAAUCUUAAGGAUUCUCACAAAUUCGAGGACCGUUAAAGAACUACCAUAUUUGGCGUCAACCAGAUAUUAUAGGGGUGUUUUGCACCGUCAAAAUGAACCUGUCCAGUCUGAUACCGGGAAUAUUAACAUCAAUAUGAAGAAGAUGAAAAAAGAGUCGAUAAGUGAAGUGGAAAAAUCGCGGAUAACAACCUGGCUCGCUACCAGAGGGAGAAUAACUGGCCCAUCAAAAAUAAGUGAAACCGCUAAAAUGGCACCAAACAACUCAUCCAUAUUCCUCAUAGAAAUCGAUGAAUGUUGCCGCUUUCAGGUAGGUGAAUCCUUCGCGAGGUCUUCGAACCAUAAUCAACUCUAA
This is a messenger RNA of Orbilia oligospora ATCC 24927, 360 nucleotides long. RefSeq lists its product as uncharacterized. Bases 1 to 360 code for a protein of 119 amino acids. The transcript has a single exon. Lineage: Eukaryota; Fungi; Ascomycota; Orbiliomycetes; Orbiliales; Orbiliaceae. The record is from RefSeq and is a predicted model, not a curated record.